AUGAUUGCUGCAAACCCAAGAACAUUGGCUUCUAGAGUUCCACGAUAUUUUAACCCACACUCUGUCCUGCGAAAUUAUGCUCUCUCCCAACUCCCACGAUGGUUUCUACAGUCAUCCAAGCUUCUGGUUAAACUUGGGAAACCAAAGACUUUCCAGACAAGCACACCGUUCUCGAGCACGCCACUGGACAACAAUUUGACUUCUGCACAGCCUGACCUGAGCUUGCUCCCUAUUUCCUGCCCUGGCUGCGGGGCAUUUACCCAGUGGGUGGACAAAGAGCUGGCUGGUUACUACACUGCCUCUCGUAAGGCUGUCAAGGUAUUCAUACGUGCAGCUUCGCACAACCAGAGCGGCAUUGAUUUGACCAAUGAGUCUAAUGAAGAAGUUGAUGCGGAGUCAGCGGCGAGUUCUGUGGACGAUCCAAAACCCCCAAAGCAAGGCGACAAUUCUACAGUAGUUGCGCCCCAAUUUCCUCUCUGCGACAGAUGUCAUAAUCUUAUGAACCAUAGAGAAGCUCAGCCUAUCCCUUACCCCCCCCUUUCAUACAUACGAGCAAUCAUGGAAGAAUCGCCUUGGAAAUUUAACCGCGUCUACCACGUUCUUGACGCUUCCGACUUCCCUAUGUCCUUAGUACGAAACAUCUACCGUGACCUUCCUAUUCAACCUCCACGAUCACAGAACCGUCGAUCGAGAACUAUUCACUACAGAUCUGGGAGACAACAGGCGGAGCUUCAUUUUAUAAUCACUCGCUCCGACCUACUGGGUGCCUUGAAGGAGCACGUUGAUUCUCUUAUGACCUAUGUGACCCAAGUUCUUCGCGAUGCACUUGGGUCAACUGGCAGCAGAAUUCGAUUAGGAAACGUUCAUAUGGUCAGUGCUCACAGAGGUUGGUGGACAAAGGGAGUCAAGAAACAGAUUUGGGACGAUGGUGGAGGAGUUUGGAUGGUUGGUAAAACAAAUGUGGGCAAAAGCAAUUUGAUCUCGGCCAUAUUUCCUAAAUCUCCAAAUUCCGCUCAGAUAUUACGAGCAAGCGAAGAGGCUAAAGAUCAGCCGAGUUCUAGUGUCAGCGAUGGAUUACUACCGCCAGUUCAAGAGCAAUAUGAUUAUCCGAUUCUACCCAUCGUUUCUGCUUGUCCGGGGACAACUGUGUCCCCUAUUCGGAUUCCUUUUGGUCAAAAGAAAGGAGAGGUUAUAGAUUUACCUGGACUUUAUCGUGGUGGACUGGCGGAACACGUUCAGGAGAAGCACAAGCUCGAGUUAGUCAUGACAAAGCGACUAAAACCUGAGCGGUAUACGAUUAAGCCAGGCCAGUCGUUGAUUUUAGGGGGACUUGUUAGAAUCACCCCUGUUGACCCUCAAGAUGUGGUCCUAGCAGCCCCGUUUGUGCCUCUGGAAGCGCAUAUAACCUCAACGUCAAAAGCAGUCGAAAUGCUGGCGGGGGAGCGCCCUACUCCACAUGCGAAAAUAAUGGAGGAGGGUGUGGAGAAAUCAAUAGCAUCAGCAGGAAUAUACGAACUCCAGUAUGAUGUAACCAAGGUAUAUGGGAAACGACUGAGAGACACCACCUUCCAGCCAGCGAAUGAACAUCUCCGUCUUUUCAAAGUUAUGUCGACAGAUAUCUUGAUUGAAGGAUGCGGAUGGGUUGAGCUCACGUCGCAGAUCCGAACAAAAAACGAAAACCAAGUCGACGUCCCGAAAGUCGAAAUUUUCAGUCCAAAUGGAGGGUGCAUAGGCAGUAGGCGGCCAAUGACUGCAUAUUCACAUCUUCAACAAAAGAGGAGGAAGGACUUGAAGAAAGCUGGGCGCUGGAUACGACGGCGGAAACGCCGCACCCAAAAUCGGCAUUCCGAGAUUCCAGCAUGA
Messenger RNA from Ophidiomyces ophidiicola, 1863 nucleotides. It is a transcript of the gene GEP3, whose product is annotated as Mitochondrial ribosome small subunit biogenesis protein. NCBI's taxonomy places the organism in Eukaryota, Fungi, Ascomycota, Eurotiomycetes, Onygenales, Onygenaceae. The record is from RefSeq and is a predicted model, not a curated record. The transcript has 2 exons. Bases 1 to 1863 code for a protein of 620 amino acids. Gene Ontology annotation, cellular component: mitochondrion.